ACGAUGUCGGCGACGGGGCCCAUCAGUAACUAUUACGUGGACUCGCUCAUCUCUCACGACAAUGAAGACCUCCUAGCGUCCAGGUUUCCGGCCACGGGGGCUCACCCCGCCGCCGCCAGACCCAGCGGUUUGGUGCCGGACUGUAGCGAUUUUCCGUCCUGUAGCUUCGCGCCCAAGCCGGCCGUGUUCAGCACGUCGUGGGCGCCCGUGCCCUCGCAGUCGUCCGUGGUCUACCACCCGUACGGCCCCCAGCCCCACCUCGGCGCCGACACGCGCUACAUGCGGACUUGGCUCGAGCCGCUGUCCGGCGCCGUCUCCUUCCCCAGCUUCCCGGCCGGGGGUCGUCACUACGCCCUCAAGCCGGACGCCUACCCCGGGCGCCGCGCCGACUGCGGCCCGGGCGACGGCCGCAGCUACCCGGACUACAUGUACGGCUCGCCCGGGGAACUGCGCGACCGCGCCCCGCAGACCCUGCCCUCGCCCGAGGCGGACGCCCUCGCCGGCAGCAAGCACAAAGAGGAGAAGGCCGACCUGGACCCCAGCAACCCCGUGGCCAACUGGAUUCACGCCCGCUCCACAAGGAAGAAGCGCUGCCCCUACACCAAGUAUCAGACGCUGGAACUGGAGAAGGAGUUUCUCUUCAAUAUGUAUUUAACCAGGGACCGUCGGUACGAGGUGGCCCGGGUUCUCAACCUCACCGAGCGGCAGGUCAAAAUCUGGUUUCAGAACCGGAGAAUGAAGAUGAAAAAGAUGAAUAAAGAAAAAACCGACAAGGAGCAAUCCUAA
Molecule: messenger RNA, 786 nt
Organism: Globicephala melas (long-finned pilot whale)
Lineage: Eukaryota; Metazoa; Chordata; Mammalia; Artiodactyla; Delphinidae
Gene: HOXC9
Product: homeobox C9
Biological process (GO): regulation of transcription by RNA polymerase II; DNA-templated transcription; anterior/posterior pattern specification
Cellular component (GO): nucleus
Molecular function (GO): DNA-binding transcription factor activity, RNA polymerase II-specific; RNA polymerase II cis-regulatory region sequence-specific DNA binding
Source: RefSeq, a predicted model, not a curated record